This is a messenger RNA of Rotaria socialis, 285 nucleotides long. The record is from the annotation of a GenBank genome assembly. NCBI's taxonomy places the organism in Eukaryota, Metazoa, Rotifera, Eurotatoria, Philodinida, Philodinidae.
AUGAGUGAAUUUGCUUUACAAAAGAACGUUCCUUUGGGAUUUGCUGACCUAGGUUUACUUGCUACAGUGGAACUACAAAUAAUACAUGUUUAUGAUAAAUCUCGUGUAGUCGUUCUUUCAAUUGAUAGUGAGAAAAUUCGUGAUAGUAAUAAAAUCAUGCUUAUGAGAUUUAAUCAAUCCAUUGAUCCACGACCUGGAUAUAUCCGUGUCAUUAUUAUUGAAUGGUCAAUAAAAUCCUCAAUUCCCAUAGCACGCAUUGUUUCACUAGAUACUCAACGUAGUUAA